This is a messenger RNA of Anolis sagrei ordinatus, 3707 nucleotides long. Its product is annotated as DGAT1/2-independent enzyme synthesizing storage lipids-like. Gene Ontology annotation, molecular function: acyltransferase activity. The record is from RefSeq and is a predicted model, not a curated record. NCBI's taxonomy places the organism in Eukaryota, Metazoa, Chordata, Lepidosauria, Squamata, Anolidae.
AAAGAGCUCCCUUCCGACAUCUGUCGGGGGUCUGGAUGAGUUCAGCCAGAGUCACGUGACCCGGGCCAUGGCCUCCUCCUCCUCCUCCUCCUCCUCCUCCUGCUGUACCUUGACAGCGCGCGGCGUUUCCCUGCAUUGCGGCUCGCCGGCUCCGCGUCUCCUUCCCUCCUUCCCGCCGCGAAGCCUUGGCAGGAGCCCGGCCCGAGGAGCCUUGCCUUCUCCGGGGCCACUUCUUCCUGCGGGGGCGGCAGGAGGCGGGGAGGAGACUCCGCGGCGCCCCAGGAUGGUAUGGAAAUAGAUCUGGGAUGGAGCGGCAGGACCCGAAAGGCGAGCAAGGGGCAGCAUUAAGAAACUGCUUCUCUCACUGAGACCACUUUGCCGGCUCUUUCGCUGCAAGCAGAAGAUGAACAGCAUAAAUGUAUUUUAUUCUUCUUGCCAGGAAAAUCUGACCUGGCUAAUGGACCUACUGAGAAAAUGGAUGCAUCCAAACCAUUUCCUGGACUAUUUCUCAGACUAUAUAAUCUUGUUCCUUGGGGUAUUAACCCCAUUUGUACUUUUGUUUUCACCAGUUUUAGUAGUUCUUGGCUGUAUUUACCUUUCAAAUGUUAUACUGCAUAUUUACAAGAGAAAGAUGAAUUUAAAUGGGGAUUAUCUCAGCAAAAUGUGGGACAAUGGAAGAAAGUCGGUGGCUUCUGUCUGGGACAUUUAUGGCAAAGUGUGGCAUGGUUAUGAGGUGCAUGGGAUGGAUAAAUUACCAGAAGGACCAGGACUUGUUGUAUUUUACCACGGAGCCUUUCCUCUAGACUAUUAUUACUUCGUAUGUAGACUCUAUUUACAGACAGGCAGAUUCUGCCGCACAGUGGUUGACUAUCACUUUUCCAAAAUAAUAGGUAUAAAGCUUUUUUAUGAUGUACAGGGCCUUACACACGAUGGAAGAGUGGAAUGUGUUGAAAUUCUGAAAAAAGGUUACUUACUAGGAGUCUUACCAGGUGGAGCCCGCGAAGCGCUCUUUAGCGACGAAAACUAUGGUCUCUUAUGGGGCAGACGCACAGGCUUUGCUCAUGUGGCCAGAGAUGCAAAAGUGCCUGUCAUCCCUAUAUUUACAAAAAAUCUACGUGAAGGAUACAGAACACUUGGAAAAAUAUGGCCAUUCAAAUGGCUAUAUGAACGUACCCGAUGGCCAAUUGUUCCUGUAUAUGGAGGGUUUCCAGUCAAAUUUUGUACAUACAUAGGAGAUCCCAUUCCUUAUGAUCCAAAUAUAACAGCUGAAGAACUGGCUGAAAAGACAAAGGCUGCAAUGAGAGAACUCAGAGAUAUGCACCAGAAAGUACCAGGUAGCAUACUAAAAGCCCUUUUGGAAAGAUUUGGUAAACAUCCAGUUGAUUAAUAUCUUGAAAGAAAGCUUUAUUCUCCUAUUUUUUUCCAUCUCUAGAAAAAGUCAACUCAGUAGUUUCUUUGCACUAAAAACAAAACUAUACAGAGUUAAUUUAGAAGCACUUACACAACUAAACUCCUAAUCAACCUUGUUCUCAAGUAUGGACAAAAAUGUGACUAGACUCACUCUGAGGGAGUGUCAUCAAAGUUGAAGAAUUUAAUUUGAGCAUUAAGUAUGCUGUUCUGAUUUGUAUUAAUUAGCAGUCUUGUGUAUUUAUUACUCUUCUAUUUCGUAAUUAAGCUUUUAUUGCUUAUGCCACCUUCCCUCUUUGAUGAUGAAGCAUGAAAUGGUAGGGACCACAUCUUUCACUCACAAACAAGAUAUUCCAGCACACAGAUACUAUCUCACUCCAGGAAUUCAUGGAAAAACUAUUAAGAGUGAAGGAUGGUUGUAGAUGGAGAAACCUUGCUGAAUUAAUGACACAUUGAAACAGCCUGUUGGGAAUUCAUUUGAUUUGGUGAAGCUGCAAUAUAAAGGAUGCAUAACAUGUAUUUUGAGGCCUAAAUACCCUAAAGUCAUCAGAUUCCAUCUAAUCUUAAACACUAAAAAAGGUCAGCCCUGGGUAAUCAAUGGAUGGGAGACUUCAAAUAAAUGCCAGGUGCUGUAGGCUACAUUUCAGAGAAAAACAUUGACAAAAAUAGCCUAAGAAAACCCUGUGAAAAUCAUGAAAUCACAGUGAGUUGAGAGAUGAUUUGUGAACAUGCACACAUGUAUAAGAUAUACCUUGGUUGCAUUUGUUCAUGUCUGGAUGCCCACUUCCAAGAGUGGUGCUGGUUGAAUCUCUGCUCGGCACCAUGAUUUUUAUUUUUCAAGAAUCCUCAGAUCUCUUCCUCGUCCAUUAUUAUUAUUAUUAUUAUUAUUAUUAUUAUUAUUAUUAAUAUCCUGCUUUCUCUCUCUCUAAAAAAAAAAAAAGACUUAAAGCAACUUCCAGAAGAAAUGUACAAUACAAUUUAUUUUUUAAUCUCCUAUACUGUUGAACAUCAAAUGAAAUCACUGUACAGUAUCAUCUGGGAAUUCAGAAUGCAGUGCUGCUAUAUGUACUAUACUUCACUGUGUAAUCGUUGCACUUUUAAAUCCCUUUCUUUUAGGGGGAAAAAGUGGGUGCAAAUAUUAUGCAGUGGAAAAAUUUCAAGCUACGGCACUCCACUUGGGGCAGCCAAGCAAAACUCCAUAAAUGGGAGAGGGGAGGUAUGUGGCCAAGUGAAGCUUCACUUGCCCAUGCACCAACCCCUCCCUUCCAGCUAUGAGGCCUCACUUGCUCACCUGUGCGACUGCCCCCUCCUUCCGGCCAUGGGGCUUCACUUGGCUGAGCAAAGUGUCAGCUGAAUAAAGCCCCAUAGCUGGAAAGGGGGGCACAUGGAUGAGUGAAUGAAGCUGGGUACUUUUGGACAAUGAAUCAAGGCUGCGACAAUUAUGCAGUGAAAGCAAAAAUACCAAAAAUGAACAAAGGGGGGUGGGGAGCAGUUGUGACUAUUAUGCAGUCAAAACGAUUACAUGGUGAAAUAUGGUACUUUGUCAAAUGAGACACUGGAAGUGUUUAAAAUCUAGUUGUAUUAAGGAUUGGAUGAAGACCAGUAAAUGGGCAAAAUUCAGACUAGAGGCAUUAUUAUUAUUAUUAUUAUUAUUAUUAUUAUUAUUAUUAUUAUCUGCCUUGGUUGUUGUAUUCAACUUUUUAUAUGCAUCCCCCCCAGAUGGGAUUCAAGAUACUUCACAAUUAUGUGAACUAAAAGAAGAAUAUGAAAGGAUCAUGUUUGUAGCUUGAAGAUGUUCAUUUUUUCAUGUUUAUCAUUUAUAACUGUGACUCCAUUGUGAAUAUGCAAUGCCCCAAAAUCGCUGUCUACUGGUAUUUCACAGCUGAGGGCAUUAUACCUGAAGGAUUGCUCUUUUCUACACAAACCCCCAUGCCUGAUGGACACAGCUUUUCUAGUAGUGAGUACUUCCUGGAGAGGCUUGUUUGCUACCUAUUUUUAUACCUUUCCAGCAUUUGACAAAUACUUUGUUUUUUUUUAAGCAUCUUAAAUUAUGUUAUGGUUUUAUAUGCUGUGGAUUUUAUUGUUUGGCCUCAGUUGUAAAUUGGUUUGUUAAUGCUAAGUUUCAUUUCCUCUGUUACCUAUUUUUAAAGUGAGUUAUAGUUUAAUUCUGUUGCUGUACUUUGAUGUUUUACUGUAAUUUAUUGUGUUUACUCCCUCUAAGCAAACAAGAGAAAUUUUGUUACAAGGGACCCUGUAAAUUAUAUGUAUGUAUAAACAAUAAAAUUCACUUUUCCAGAUAA